Molecule: messenger RNA, 1859 nt
Organism: Durio zibethinus
Lineage: Eukaryota; Viridiplantae; Streptophyta; Magnoliopsida; Malvales; Malvaceae
Product: IAA-amino acid hydrolase ILR1-like 6
Biological process (GO): jasmonic acid metabolic process; auxin metabolic process
Molecular function (GO): hydrolase activity
Source: RefSeq, a predicted model, not a curated record
UUUCCUGACAUCCAUAUUCUCCCACGUGACUAAUUCCCUGUCCUUAUCACCACGUGAUCUAAUUCUCUCUUUCCUCUCUUUUUUUCUUGCCUUCUUCUCCUCUCAUCUCUUUAAAAAACUUACUCUCCAUUUCUCUCUCUGUCAAUUCCUUUCUUUUUCUCUCUCUCCAAACAUGAAUUCUCUAAAUUCAUAUGUUUUAUUUUUAAUCUUAAUCUUUAUAACCUUUUUUGCUGAUGAUUUUCUUGUUUUUGUUAACUCUAUAACUGCUUCUUCGUCUUCGUCUGAUAAUGAAUACUCCACUUUUUUCGACACCAUAAAUUCCAUCAACCCAAAGGCUUCUUUAAACCCUGGUAAGAACCAAACACCGUCGUCUGCGUCACGUGGUUCUUCCAGCUGCGAGGUAUGGGACGUGAGCUGCUCCGAGGCGGUGUUGGGUCUGGCCCGGAAGCCGGAGAACGUAGAGUGGAUUAGAGGGUUGAGGCGGAAGAUACAUGAGAACCCCGAGCUAGCUUUUGAAGAGUAUGAAACGAGUAAGCUGGUUCGAGCCGAGUUGGAUCGGAUGGAGAUUGAAUAUAGGUACCCUUUGGCGAAAACGGGUAUUCGGGCUUGGAUUGGAACCGGUGGCCCGCCCUUUGUUGCCAUACGAGCUGACAUGGAUGCUCUCCCUAUUCAGGAAGCUGUAGAAUGGGAGCAUAAAAGCAAAGUGCCAGGAAAAAUGCAUGCUUGUGGGCACGAUGCGCAUGUGGCAAUGCUCGUUGGUGCUGCCAAAAUAUUGAAGAAUCGAGAACACCUUUUGAAGGGAACUGUUAUACUGCUCUUUCAGCCAGCUGAGGAAGCAGGAAAUGGUGCUAAGCGGAUGAUUGGAGAUGACGCAUUGGAGAACGUAGAGGCCAUUUUUGCAGUCCAUGUAUCUCAUGAACACCCCACGGCUAUUAUUGGCUCAAGGCCUGGUCCUCUGCUUGCCGGUUGUGGCUUCUUUAGAGCUGUUAUCAGUGGAAGAAAAGGCCUUGCCGGGAACCCACACCACUCAGUUGACCCUAUCUUGGCAGCUUCAGCUGCUGUAAUUAGCUUACAGGGAAUUGUUUCUCGCGAAUCAAAUCCAUUGGACUCCCAGGUUGUGUCUGUCACCUCGUUCAAUGGCGGUAAUAAUCUUGAUAUGAUCCCUGAGACGGUGGUAAUUGGAGGUACCUUCAGGGCCUUCUCCAAUGCCAGCUUUUACAACCUUCUGCAAAGAAUUGAAGAGGUGAUCGUGGAGCAGGCCAGUGUUUUCAGAUGUUCGGCAACAGUCGACUUCUUCGAAAAGGAAUCAACAAUCUAUCCUCCAACCGUGAAUGAUGACCGUAUGUAUGAGCAUGUGAAGAAGGUGGCUACUGAUUUGCUAGGACCACCAAGUUUCAGGGUGGUCCCUCCAAUGAUGGGUGCCGAAGACUUCUCUUUUUAUUCAGAGGUGGUUCCGGCAGCUUUCUUCUACAUUGGCGUAAGGAACGAGACCUUGGGAUCUAUACACACAGGUCACUCGCCAUAUUUUAUGAUCGAUGAAGAUGUUCUUCCCAUUGGUGCAGCAGUUCAUGCCACAAUUGCAGAAAGAUACCUCGUCGAGCAUGGUUAAAAAGAGUAGGCUAUCUCUGGUUUAUCCACCCCUAAACUGGGAUAUCGUAACUCAACUGGGCACAGAUUAUUUGGAGUGAUGUGCUCUUGUAAUUUUUGCCCUGUUAGGGUGUGGAAAGCGUAAAGAUUUUCCCCUUUUUUCAAUGUAAAGAAUUGGGCAGGGGAAGCUCCUCUGCUCUUAGAUUGUAGUUGUUGUUACAAUAUACUGUCUCAAGUAAUAGCACUCUGCAUUCAAUUUCUCUGUCGAGAGC